Molecule: messenger RNA, 3173 nt
Organism: Ziziphus jujuba (common jujube)
Lineage: Eukaryota; Viridiplantae; Streptophyta; Magnoliopsida; Rosales; Rhamnaceae
Product: glycine-rich RNA-binding protein RZ1C
Exons: 3
Coding region: 1912-2640 (242 amino acids)
Molecular function (GO): RNA binding; zinc ion binding
Source: RefSeq, a predicted model, not a curated record
CUCGUUUCCCCUUAGAUUAAUGUCACAUGCUUUAUUCCUGAUCUUGUUGUCCUAGUGGUGUGCAAGAUUAUCAACCAUGAGUUUAAUUGCGAUAUUACAUGUAUAAUGGUCUAAGACUCUUGAGUCAAGUUUAGGCGCAUACUUAUGGUGCUGUUAGCCUGACUUACUGAUUGCCUUCUUGGUGGUACUGAGAAUCUCUCAUCUGUUAAUUCCGAGGCCGGAUGAUUGUUGAGGUUCCUGCUUUUCUGCCUUGUUAUUAAAGAUUUGGUUUUGGCUGACUGAACUUAUUUGUUACUUUCUUGUAACAAGAAUGAACUGGGCUAAUGUUAGUUUGGAGUGUGGGUUUAUCAGUUGGUUGUGUUUGGGAUCAAUGUCAUUAUCGAUCUUGGUGUGUGGAUUAGGGUUGUGAAGAUGGAUUUUCUAUUUUCAUGGACAGUCUAAACUGGAUAGAGUUACUGCACAUUUAAUCAAGAAGCCUAAAACGAUCAUUUUCAGUUUUUCCACCUCAACUUAUGUCUCCAAUUUUUGGGCCACUUUUAGUCGUCUCAUCCAGCAAAUUAUAUUAUCUUUUUUCAUUCAGAACACUAGUUUGGAGUGUGGGUUUAUCAGUUGGUUGUGUUUGGGAUCAAUGUCAUUAUCGAUCUUGGUGUGUGGAUUUUAGGGUUGUGAAGAUGGAUUUUCUAUUUUCAUGGACAGUCUAAACUGGAUAGAGUUACUGUACAUUUAAUCAAGAAGCCUAAAACGAUCAUUUUCAGUUUUUCCACCUCAACUUAUGUCUCCAAUUUUUGGGCCACUUUUAGUCUUCUCAUCCAGCAAAUUAUAUUAUCUUUUUCAUUCAGAACACUAGUCUGUCCCCCGUAGUCAGAAAUUGUGUUUGCUGUGAGAUUUGAUGCUGUAGUUUACCAUUGCACAUGAGAGAGUCCAGUUUUAGCACCAUCAGUGCAAUGCUAUAUGUUUUUGCUUUCUAGUUUAGUGGUUUACAAUUUCAAUAUUUGGUGAUGAUGCUUUUAUCAGGUCCACUAAACUUUUGGCCAUGUGAUAUUGGCACAAAUUGUUUUCGAUGUUUUUCUUCCUAUUCUUGAUUAUUACACCCAAGAGAAAAAUUUGAAUCACCUGGAAUGCUGAUUACAAAACUUUACACUGGUAGAAUCUUCAUUCUAUGUGAUUCUAGGCUAUGCUUUCAUGGGAUACAGCUGUACUUGGUCUUGAAUUAUUUAUUGCAGAGGGUCUUGUGAUUUUAAUUAGUUAUGGUAUUGUGAGCAGAUACCAGACUCUCUUGACCACAUGUGAUUGAUAAGUGCACUCACUUUGGUUACUUGGUUGAUAAAUAUUUGAUGAAGGCAGCAGAAUGAUGAACAAAGUUGGAGCAUAACGAUAAACCACUAGAGUAAAAUCAGUUUGUAACGAUGCCUGAUUAUGUUUUUCCUCCUAUAUGGUUUGAAUUGAUUAGUGGAGGGCUCAAUAAUUGCAACAAAUGUCUUUUAUCUGCUGAUGUGCACUGUUUCUGUUGAAGAUGAUUGAUUAUGCAACUAGGAAAAGGACCUAUGGAAAAGGACCCAUGUUUGAUGUUUGUUUUAAGUUCUUUCGGAUAGGUAACUAUAUCCCCAGCAGAAUGUACUGCUAAUGGCAAAUUCAAGAUGGACAUCAUUGCUUGAGGAUUAGGAGCUUUUUAACUAAUUGGUGGUUUAGUUAUCAGUUUAUGCUGGAUUGUUAUCACGGAUUCUGUUGGAAAACAAGAUCAGAGGUUUUAUAUAUUGUCCGAUGAUAGUUAAACAGUGUUGCUGAACUGUCUGAUUUUUCUAAGAAUAUUUCCGUUUUGAAAUUCUGAUACAAAAACAAAUUUAGUGCUUGCUUACUAUCCACCCUGCUAUUGCCUGCUUGAGUUACCUUAAUGUGGUAUAUAUGUAGAUCAUGAUGGAAAGAGAUACUGGCCGUCCACGUGGAUUUGGGUUUAUUACAUUUUCUGAUCGUCGGGGAAUGGAAGAUGCGAUUAGGGAAAUGCAUGGACGGGAGUUUGGUGAUCGAACAAUCUCAGUAAACAAGGCCCAACCAAAAAUGGGUGGUGAGGAUGUGGAUCAUGGGUACAGGGGAGGCUACUCGUCUGGUAGCAGGAGAAGCUAUGUGGGAGGAGAUAGGUCUGUAGGACAAGAUGACUGCUUCAAGUGUGGACGCCCAGGACAUUGGGCUCGAGAUUGCCCCUCGUCAGGCGGUGGCCGAGGUGGUGGUGGUGGUUCAUUCUCAUCACAUUCUAGGUAUGGAGGUGCUGGUGGGCGUGGGGAUCGUUUUGGACGAGAUCGUGAUCGGUACAUUGAUGAUCGUUACGAUGGAGGGCGCUAUGGAGAGAGAGAUCGGUUUGAUAGCAGAGAAAACAAGUAUGGGAGUCGUGAACGCUAUAUGGGUGACAGGUAUGCACCAGCUGAGCGUUUUGCAAGUGAUAGGUAUGGUGGUGCUGAUCGGCACCCUCAAAAUGGUUAUGAUAAAGAUAGAGGCUAUGAUAGAGAUGCUGGUGGACGAGGUGGCGGUGACAGAUAUGGAAGUGGGGGGCCAGGAAGGAAUGAGGGAAAAAGCUACAGGAACAGGGCAGGUCCUUAUGAUCGCCCAAAUCGGGCAGGGCGACCGUCUUCCUUUGAUCGCUACUAAAUAUUUGUUAAAUACUUGUUUGCACGGAUCUUGAAGCUGCAAACGCAUGUUAGGUCUAUGGUUUUGUUUAUUUGUAGGAUGAUGAAAUGGCAAUGUAGUUGCUGGAUUGACUGAGGCAUUUGGAAUCUAGAAUUUGCCUGUUCUGUUCUCUGGUCCUUGUUUAUGCUUGAGAGGUUAAUCAUAUUAACACUUCAUAACGCCGUCACUGCCUUUUCCUUUGUCUGCCUGGUUGACGAACAAAUGCAGCAACAGGAGAGAAUUAGGAUUGACAUUUUGACCCCGUUGAAUUCUCAGGCUACCGGAAUGUUAUACCAAGUAGUGCUUAGUCAGUGGUAUGGGAGCUGUUGAUAUUUUUGCUCAACUAGGUUUACAGAGAAGUAGGAAAACUUCAGUUUCAGAGGGUUUGUGAUUGUGGUGGAUCAUGGAUGACUUUGAUGAACGGCUUCAGUUGAGUGCUCCUUUAGAGCUUCAAUGUCAUGGAUAACAUAUCAACAUUAUUUUGAUUGUUAUAAAUGGUGUAUGUUCAGUAUUCA